This is a messenger RNA of Diaporthe citri, 327 nucleotides long. RefSeq lists its product as uncharacterized. Bases 1 to 327 code for a protein of 108 amino acids. The transcript has a single exon. The record is from RefSeq and is a predicted model, not a curated record. NCBI's taxonomy places the organism in Eukaryota, Fungi, Ascomycota, Sordariomycetes, Diaporthales, Diaporthaceae.
AUGUUGCCAACAGCGGUGGAUUUGUUUAUGGAUGCAACCAAUUCCUAUUUUGAGAAAGGGUCCCUCCUCGAGGCUGGGCUUGCUGAGACGGACCAGACCAAGCGGCAAACGAGGUCGCCUAUUUGCACUUUCAGCUCCACAUACAACGCCACUUGGCUCCUUGAAUGCGGCAACGGCGUGAAUAAUGGAGAUCUCGGGUUGGAGGAGCCUGCGCCGUUCAGUUACUCCACCGGUGUGCCUCAAAGGUCAGAUACUUGGCCGGGUGUGUUUCGAUAUGCCAAAUAUGCUGCCAACCGACACUUCCUUAUUAUUGGCAUCCUGCUGUAA